CAAAAAUACCAUUGGGGCGCUGCUUGCUCCCACUCUCUGAACAAAGAAGAGAGGGGACUUGCAAUCGACUAGAAUGGCGUGCUUUAAUGCACCGGCUUCGUUAUCUCCUCUUCUCCCUUCUCUCCCCCACCACCUCCCUUCCUCAUCGUUACUCUUUACCCGUCGUCGCCUAUCUUCGACACCACCUCUCCCUUCAAGAUUUCAUCGCUCUUUCCCACUUAUAUCACCUUCUCUCCCACCAUUCUCAUCCCUACCUCAUUCAAUCCAACUCCUCUGCAGGGCCGCAGAAUACGCCGAGUACAAAUUCCCCGACCCGAUUCCCGAAUUCGCCGAAGCUGAGACGAGCAAGUUCAGGAUUCAUAUGUUGCAAAGGCUGACAAAGAAGAACGAAUAUUUUGGAGACCAUGUCGAAGAAAUCGUCGGCAUCUGCACUGAGAUCUUGAGCAACUUCUUGCACACAGAGUAUGGUGGCCCAGGGACUCUCUUGGUAAUACCCUUCAUUGACAUGGCUGAUACGAUUAGAGAAAAAGGACUUCCGGGGGCACCACAAGCUGCCCGUGCUGCGGUAGUCUGGGCCCAAAAGCAUAUUGACAAUGACUGGAAGGAGUGGACUAGAGAUAGUGACUCAGACUAAACCCUACUCAAUACUAGGUUUUGACAUCUUGGGAACUUGGGCUAUAGAGAAGGUUAACGUGAACCCCAUAAGGCUUUCAUUGCAAUGAAUCAAAUAUGUAAACUAGAUAGCAUUACCAUGAUGAAGCAGAUGUGUAACUGGAUUUGUUAUAUAAAGAAGAAGACUCCCUGUUCUUCUGUUGUCA
Messenger RNA from Elaeis guineensis (African oil palm), 818 nucleotides. RefSeq names its product protein PLASTID REDOX INSENSITIVE 2, chloroplastic. NCBI's taxonomy places the organism in Eukaryota, Viridiplantae, Streptophyta, Magnoliopsida, Arecales, Arecaceae. Gene Ontology annotation, biological process: regulation of gene expression. The record is from RefSeq and is a predicted model, not a curated record.